Messenger RNA from Didymella exigua CBS 183.55, 369 nucleotides. RefSeq lists its product as uncharacterized. Lineage: Eukaryota; Fungi; Ascomycota; Dothideomycetes; Pleosporales; Didymellaceae. Gene Ontology annotation, molecular function: NADH dehydrogenase activity. Gene Ontology annotation, cellular component: membrane. The transcript is spliced from 2 exons. Gene Ontology annotation, biological process: aerobic respiration. The record is from RefSeq and is a predicted model, not a curated record. The coding region runs from base 1 to 369 and encodes 122 amino acids.
AUGUUAUAUAUACCAACAAUUAUGUCCGUUCUGGAAGUAUUGGCUGUUACUGUGCCAGUGUUAUUAACAGUAGCCUUUGUAACAAUAGCUGAGAGAAAAACUAUGGCUAGUAUGCAAAGAAGAUUAGGGCCUAAUGCAGUAGCAUUUGCUGAUGCUCUUAAACUUUUAUUAAAAGAAUAUGUUUCUCCUACGCAAGCAAACAUAGUACUAUUUUUUCUUGGUCCUAUUAUUACAUUAAUUUUUUCACUAUUAGGGUAUGCUGUUGUACCCUACGGUCCUGGUUUAGUGUUACUAGAUUACAAUCUAGGUAUACUAUAUAUGUUAGCUGUGUCUUCACUAGCUACAUAUGGUAUAUUACUAGCAGGAUGA